CGAUACCUGCAGACCCCACUGAGCUUCAAGGCAAAUGAUUCCCAACGAAACGUUGGAGCUAGGUGAGCUGGACAACGAGGUGCAGUUGUAGGGCAGCAACUGUCAGGCCAAACAGCUUGACACAUCUUAACUUCGAAUUUUCUGUACCUCCUCACCCGUUUCAUCUUCAACCUUGCCAGUAACAGUUUCAAAUCGAAUUAUCUUCUUCUUCGACUGAUUAUAGUGUCUGUUGAGACGAGAUGGGUGACGGAAAUACCUUUGACAACAAAGACAACACGGUUCACAACCAGGCUGGUAGUCAAGUUGUUUAUGGCAGUAUCUAUAAUAAUACUUUCUAUGCCUAUGAUCAAGAUGGCGCACGGCAUAUUGCUGAGGAUAAGUCUCAUCUUGAUCAGAAGCUCCUAGAAGCAGCCGCUAAAGGGGAGACUGCGAAAGUGGAACAUCUACUGGACAACGGCGCAAACGUUUCGGCCGCGGAUUCGCAGGGUCACACAGUGCUUCAUGUCGCUGCAUCUGGCGGACACGCUGAUAUUAUCAGCAUCCUAUUGCGGCGAGGGGCUGACAAAAAUGCGAGAACCCGCUCUAAUUACCGUCCUUCGGAGCUCGCCAGGUUGCUUGGUCAUAUCCCCCUUGCGAACAAGCUGGAGCUGAAUUUACUAUGAGAGAAAGACCACCUAGAUGGUAGACCGCAAAUCUAUGAAUCAUUAAAUAUAGUCUUGU
Messenger RNA from Aspergillus piperis CBS 112811, 720 nucleotides. RefSeq names its product ankyrin repeat domain-containing protein. The record is from RefSeq and is a predicted model, not a curated record. The transcript is spliced from 3 exons. Gene Ontology annotation, molecular function: protein binding. The coding region runs from base 240 to 662 and encodes 140 amino acids. Lineage: Eukaryota; Fungi; Ascomycota; Eurotiomycetes; Eurotiales; Aspergillaceae.